Messenger RNA from Penicillium pulvis, 399 nucleotides. RefSeq names its product TrkA-N domain dehydrogenase. The transcript is spliced from 2 exons. The record is from RefSeq and is a predicted model, not a curated record. NCBI's taxonomy places the organism in Eukaryota, Fungi, Ascomycota, Eurotiomycetes, Eurotiales, Aspergillaceae. Bases 1 to 399 code for a protein of 132 amino acids.
AUGUCCGACGUCAGGGAGGUAUUCAAGCAAAACAUCCCAGAGGUCGUAAUCGUGACCCUGAGCACACCCCGAGCCAGCGAUAGCCCCUUCGCCGCAUCAAUCUCCCCACCGCGCCUGAUGGCCGAUUGCAACGCCAACGUGGUGGCAGCCAUGCAGGAGUUUGAUGUUCGCAAAGUGGUAAUUCUCCAAGCAUUCGGAUACGAAGAUCACAACCAUACCGACCGGGAAGUGCGUGAGAGUGAGUUGAAGUUCGUCCUUGUGCGACCAUCACGGCUGGUGGAAAGUGACGUGCUAGAAGUGCAUGAGUGGCCUGUUAACAGAAAAGGCGUUUCGCUGAUGGCGAGUGCUAGCCGAAAGAGCGUUGCUCAUUUCCUGGUAGACGCGGCGACGAAGUCCUAG